AUGUCGAACACAACAUCCAUUGAAGAAAAAUCGUCGAUCGCUAGUGCGUCGACAAUUCUUUUGAUUAUGGAUUCGUACAUGAUUGUUAUGCUUUAUAUAACUGGUGUAGCAGGAGCUGUUUUGAAUAUGAUAACAUUUCUUCAGAAACAACUUCGUUCCAAUCCAUGCGCAACUUACUUCUUAUCAACAUCGAUUGUCGAUUGCGGCAUCUUGCAAGUGUUUCUUUUAAUGGAGAUUCUGACAAGAUUCAAGCCGGAACUUUUUACAUUGAUCUACUCAACCAGAGUUUGGUGCAAAUUUGGAAACUAUCUCACAUUUGUACUUCCAUGUUUAACAUCAAGUUAUAGUGUCCUAGCAUCGUUUGAUCGUUUCUGUGCCAGUUCAUUGAAUCAAACACUCAGAAAAUAUAGCAAUCUAAAGACAUGUCGAAUCAUUGUAAUCAGCAUAUUUAUGAUAUGGGCACUGUUUGGUUUACAUGUGCCUAUUGCGUAUGAUUAUAUUCUGAACCCCAUCACCAAUGCGAAACAAUGUACAGUACUAACAAGUUCAGCAACAGCUUUCAUCGUUAUCGAUGGAUAUUUCUUUUCGUUAUUCAAUGGCGCCAUUGUUCCAUUUAUGUUGUCAGUUUUUGGCAUACUGAUCAUUCAUAAUGUUCGAAUGAGUCGGCGACGAGUUACUGCCCAAGUAGAUGGUGAAAAUCAGUCGAGGACCACUGCCGUUGCUAAUCGACAGAACACUCACAUGAUCAAAAUGUUAUUAGUGCAAGUAUCACUGACCGUCGUAUUCUACAUGCCAUAUAUUGUUCUUUACUUAUUGAGUUUCUAUCGGAAGAUACCUGGUGACUCUUUAUCAUUGCUGCUCUAUAUUAUCUUCAGCUUUUUCGCUCGAUGGCUUUUUUACGGAAAUUUUUGUAAGAAUUUCUAUGGAAAUACGCUUACAAGUGUGUUAUUUCGAAACAGCCUUCGAAACCAGUGCGUUAGUUUCCUUCUUCACUGUUCUGUUCCACUUAUACCAAGAUCAAUCUUUUCAACAAAUACACAUACAAACUAA
This is a messenger RNA of Adineta ricciae, 1050 nucleotides long. Lineage: Eukaryota; Metazoa; Rotifera; Eurotatoria; Adinetida; Adinetidae. The record is from the annotation of a GenBank genome assembly.